This is a messenger RNA of Cryptomeria japonica (Japanese cedar), 549 nucleotides long. RefSeq lists its product as uncharacterized. The transcript is spliced from 2 exons. The coding region runs from base 1 to 549 and encodes 182 amino acids. The record is from RefSeq and is a predicted model, not a curated record. Lineage: Eukaryota; Viridiplantae; Streptophyta; Pinopsida; Cupressales; Cupressaceae.
AUGGUCUAUGGUAAAGACACAUUGUUUCCCCUAUCUCUGGAAAUCCCAGCCUUGCAAUUACUUAAGUCUAUCGAAGUGGCAGAGAAUGGUCCCAUGGAUGUAAGGUUGGUGGAAAUUAUGGAACUAGAAGAGGUGAGGGAAGCUGCAUUCGUGUCUCUUCAAAACCGUCAGCAAACCAUCAAGAAGUGGUUCGACAAUAAAAAGAGUUCUGACCCAGAAUUGAAACAAGGUGGCCUUGUUUUGAAGUACAACGAGAGGGUGGCCAAGCCCGGCCUCCGACCUAAUUUUAACAAAAAGAAGCAAGAUGAAGUUUUUGAAGACAAGUUGCCAUUUCCUCAAGGAUCCUCUUCAUCCUCAUCAUCCUCCAUCUGGAAAUCAGAGUCUCUAGCAUCAUUUGCAGCAUCCUCUCCCUCUGACUACUCAUGGUCAGAAACGUCACCAGGCUCCUCAGCUAUGGACACAACAAUCAAAUUCGGUUGGACGUGCGGCGUCAGGACCCGUGGGAAUAUGCCAUCCCUGAAGUCAGUGUACCAUUCGGUGUCAUCCUGA